AUGUCGGCUAGCAGCGGGAAGCCGCCUGUACCACCCUCCGGUGGAGUGUCCACUCCUCCGAAUCGAAACGGUGGUGGAACGUACGUGGACCUAAUCGACCCGUUCGUCAAGCGUUCGAGUAUCAAACGAAAGCAGAAGAAGUUGCAGGGCUCUUCACAUUACAAGAACGAUCUGGACGCCGAGCUGGAGCCUCUGCCGUCGUUCAAAGAUGUACAGUCGGAAAAGGUGCUCGAGUUGUUCAUCCAAAAGAUUCAGUUGUGUCAGCACGUGUUCGAUUUCAUGGAUCCCGUGUCGCAAGUGAAGAGCAAGGAGGUGAAGCGUAACACGCUGACCGAGCUGAUCGACUUCAUAUCUACCAAUAAAGGGGUGAUCGUCGAGCAGGUGUAUUCCGAAGUUGUCAACAUGGCUCUAGAAAGAAACUGUUACACCCGUGCAGCUAAAACGAACUAUUUUGAACCCGCUCAGGGUGUCUGA
Messenger RNA from Soboliphyme baturini, 474 nucleotides. NCBI's taxonomy places the organism in Eukaryota, Metazoa, Nematoda, Enoplea, Dioctophymatida, Soboliphymatidae. The record is from the annotation of a GenBank genome assembly.